AUGAAGAACGUAUUCAUUACAGGUGUCAGCGGCUACAUCGGCGGCGACCUGCUGUCGGUGCUGGCGGUCCAGUAUCCAGAUUACAAUUACCGCAUCCUGGCCCGGAGCGAGAAGAGUAGCGAACUGAUCAAGGCCCAGUUCCCGGCGGCUGAGAUUGUACUGUCGGAUCUGAACGACCUGGAAACGUUGCGCAAAGAAAGUGCCAGGGCCGACGUUAUCAUCCACACGGCCGAUGCGUCAGACCAUCUCCCUGCAGCGCAGGCAAUUGUCCAGGGUGCAUUGGAGGGCCAUGAUGAAGGACAUCCUGUGUAUCUGCUGCAUACGAGCGGAACUGGUAUUCUCUCGUUUCUCGAUACGGAAAAUGGGGUGUAUGGGGAGAGACGGGACAAGCUCUAUGAUGACCUAGAGGGUGUUCAGGAGAUUCUUGGUUUCCCCGAUCAUGCAUUCCAUCGGGACGUGGACAAGUUCGUGCUUGAAGCUGGUGCAGAGCAUUCGAAGGUCUUGAAGGCUGCGAUAGUCUCUCCGUCGACUGUAUAUGGUCGCGGUCGUGGCCCUUGCUCGCAACGCAGCCGACAAGUAUACGAAAUGUCCAAAUACACCCUACAAAACGGAAAGAUCCCCAUAAUCGGCCGCGGACUCUCAACUGGCGGCAAUAUCCAUGUUGCUGACGUGACCAGUCUGUUCGUCCUCCUCUUCGAGCGCGCCCACCAUGGAGACAAAGAUGGUAAACUCUGGGGAGGCGAAGCAUACUACAUAGGCGCGACCGGCGAGCACUGCUGGGGCGAUGUAGCGAAGCUGGUUGGAAAGGUCGCUGUAGAUGAAGGAUUCAUUCCGUCUGCUGAGAUACAGUCUUUGGAUGUUGAAACUGCGCGUCGGUUGGCGGGUUUUGAGGCUGUGAGUUGGGGGUUGAAUAUGCGGUCUCGUGCGAAGAGGGCGACGGAGUAUUUGGGGUGGGAGGCGAGUGGGCCUUCGCUGGAGGAUGAAAUUCCGGGGAUUGUCAGGGAAGAGUGGCAGCGGUUGCAGGAGUAG
Messenger RNA from Aspergillus chevalieri, 1029 nucleotides. RefSeq lists its product as uncharacterized. The coding region runs from base 1 to 1029 and encodes 342 amino acids. Lineage: Eukaryota; Fungi; Ascomycota; Eurotiomycetes; Eurotiales; Aspergillaceae. The record is from RefSeq and is a predicted model, not a curated record. The transcript is spliced from 4 exons.